AUGACAACCAGCACCAAUCUAGUGGAAACAACCCUCCCAGGACAAGUGAUCGGGAGCCACUCCCCUUCACACCCAAACCUAGGUUUGAGGUCUUCACCACCUACGAGAAUGUCCUGGUGCACGAGGCACCUAUCAUACCCAAGCCUCCCUCCAGGAGACAAGGUCUUCAACACUAAGCAGGGACGCCUACUGAAGACACAAAAAUUAGGCUGGGCUCCCAUUACCUUCUGCGAGGAAGAGCGUGGUGUCAUUCUCCCCCACGAUGACCCAAUCAUUAUCCGUGCUGACAUUUCUAACUUUGAUAUUGGGCAUAUCUUGGUGGACACUAGCAGCUCGGUUAGUGUGAUGUUUGCUGAUGCUUUCAACGAGCUCCAAAUCCCACCUCACUUGCUUGACCGAAGCAUCACACCCCUAGUGAGCUUCUCUGGUGAUGUUGUCCAGCCCAUUGGAAGCAUCCACCUCCCUGUCUCUAUUGGAGCAGCACCCCAGGGGGGACGGUCACCACUCCCUUCCUCAUUAUUGACUGCCCAACAGCCUACAACGUCAUCCUUGGGAGCCCUGCCAUGGCCCAAAUGA
Messenger RNA from Prunus armeniaca (apricot), 576 nucleotides. The record is from the annotation of a GenBank genome assembly. NCBI's taxonomy places the organism in Eukaryota, Viridiplantae, Streptophyta, Magnoliopsida, Rosales, Rosaceae.